AUGGCUUGUAGCAUCACUGCACGGAGAAAUACCUGGCUUGGAGGCUGGGAUGUGGAUCCCUCUGCGAGGUCUAAAGUGGCUUCUGUGCCCUUUAAGGGUGCUAAACUGUUUGGGGAGGAUCUCGACCGUUAUCUAGUGGAAGAUAAAGACAAGAAAAGGAUUAUAGACAGCGAGAAUGAAGCACUGCUGGCGGCUCUCACCGAGACACUGGAUGACAUCCAGGGAGACGACAUGGGUCUGGCUGCCUUCAGAAAUAUGGAUGAGGGGGACAUGCCCAACAGCGGCUGCACAUCACCCACCCCCUCUCCCAAACCUGCUGCCCCUGUCUCGAGGGGGCCUCCUCUGGCCCCAGAGGUUGAUGAGCUGUCUCUACUGAAGAAGUUGCUUCUUUCUCCGUCCAAUGUGCCUGCAAGCUAUGAGUUUCCAAAAGAGGCAAAUGUGUGGCAAUCAGGAGCAUCCAGAUCCCGAUCCCAGAGGCCCUGUACAAAGGUGGAUGGUGUUCGAGACAGGAAGUCAAGCUUUCUCCAGCCUCAGAGUCGAAGUUGCACUGAGCUUCAUAGGCACCUCACCUCCUCCUCCAUUACCACCACACAUUGCCCACACACAAAAUCCAGCUGGUCCCUAGAUGAGUGCCACAGUAGCAACGACGGCAAUGAGCCCCAGGGACAUUAUGCCCACAAUGGAGAGGACAGUGACUCCAGUGAAGAUCCGCUGAGUUUCAGUAACAUUGCAGCAACUCCUCCCUCCUCCUCAGAGGAAGGCAGCAGUGAGAAGGAGCUUCGUGCUGCUGUGGAGCUUAUCCGCUACAUGCAUACCUACUGCCUUCCUCCCAGAAAGCUGCCCCCUACAGGACUUGCAGAUGUAAAACACCAGCAUUACCACAGCCCUUCCAAAAGAGCAAAGCCAGACUGCCCCCUACAAAGGCCUCUCCUCUGUGACAAGGACACUCGUUCCUCUCGUUCCUCCUGGCAUGCUUCUGCAGGUUGCAAACAGUCCAGAGUCGCCUCCUCCGAUUUCUCCAUCUUGAAAGAGCUGCUAGCCAGAGACCUCCCCUGUGACGUGAGCAAGCCAUACCGGUUGGCCAAGCCUGUAUAUGCCUCCUUGGCCAGGUCACAGCCUCCCAAAUCUCCAAGGCCUCCACCCCUUGAGACUGGGCGGGCUGCAGAGACAAAUACGUCCACAGCCAAAAUGCCACCAAAGGAGAAAACUGGGCUUAGGCAGAGUGCCCCCAUAGAGCCCGAGGCUAAGAAAGAGGCUGGCGGCCCUGGAGAAGAAGACGGGGCAAAGCAAGGGACUUCCUCAGCCCAGCUGGCCUCUGGGAAGAUGGUUCGCAAGCAGGAGAGCUCUGUCUACGCAGUACGUCGCUCCAAAAGACUGAACCCUGAGCUAAGUCUCUGGCUGUCGUUCCUUGAGGAGUCUCCAUCAGACCCUGCUAUAUCCACAGAGUCAACGGGGGAUGGGGCAAAGGAGCCAUUUCCCUCCACAGCACCUUUAGAAAACUUUGAUACAGAAGCACCAGCAGCAGAGGUGGAAGUCAGUGGUGUGGAUGAGGUGGAGAGUGAAUGUCAGAGCCACCUGAUGGAGCUGCAGACCCCUUCUCCUGAGAGCUCUGGAGAGAGCAAGGCAUAUGAGAUAAAUGAGAUAUCCUGCUGUACCCUCUUGCACCAAACAGAAGCACCCAGGUGUCUGUCGCUGCCCUUGGCACAAAUUGACCCUACAUUUGGGAAGCAGAACUUUGAGCAAGUGCUGACUGUAGAGCUGUGUGGCACUGCAGGUCUUACACCACCAACGACUCCGCCAUACAAGCCUUCAGAGGAGGACCUGUAUAAACCUGACAUUCACCAGAGGCCUGCAAAGGAGACUGCUGUCAUCACCAGCUCUGAGCUGCAACCAGCAACAGGCAAUGGGGCAAACUCCAGGAAGUUCCAGAAGAAGCAUCCAGUGCGGACAGAGCUGUACGCCCACCUGAGUCGGGCUGCUGCCCACCCAUCUCACCUUGAGCAACAUGGGAUGCUGAAGCGCCCUUUCUCACGUUCUUUCGGUGACCACGACUACUGCCAAGUCUUGAAGUCUGAGGCCUCACUCCAGAGGAAGGUGCUGAAAUCCUGGGAACCCCUGAGCUAUGUGGAAAGCCAGCACAAGCGGAGAGUGCCUGAUGUACACUAUCGGGGUGCAAGCGAAGAGGGCACUGUCAAGGCCUCAGCAAAGGAGGGCAGCAAACAGCUGAGAGACCAGGAGAUCAGAGCCAGCUUGACAAAACAUUUUGGCCUCUUGGACAGUGCCCUGGAUGAUAGGGAGACAGCCCUCUGCAAGGUGCCUGACUAUGACACUGUCUUUGAGGACAGCUGCAGUGAGAUUGGUUCCCCGCUAGAAGAGGAGGAGGAGGAGGAAGAGUGCUGCUCAAGUCCCUUGGAAUCCAAGAUGUGCCCAUACAAGAAUCCUCUUUCUAGAGCCAGUUUGCACUAUUGUUCCAGAAGCAGGCCUGGUUCUGAGUCUCCAUGUGGCAGGUCCAGGUCUCCAGCAAGCAGAUGGGCUUUCAGAUGUGAAAACGGCAGGCAGUGUCAGGAUGGAACUGUGAGCAACCCAGGGCAGAUGGAAAAGCGAAGAGAAAAAGCCAUUGGAGAAGGCCGGGUCGUGUUCAUAAAAAACCUCUCCAGCAGUAUGAACUCCAGUGAACUGAAGCAGCGUUUUGAAGUGUUUGGCGAGAUUGUUGAGUGUUGUGUUUUGACCAGAAACAAAAGGGGAGAUAAGUAUGGCUUCAUCACAUACCGGUGUUCAGAACAUGCCGCCUUAUCUCUGAAGAAUGGUGCCUCAUUGCGAAAAAGAAAUGAGCCCUCAUUCCAACUGAGUUAUGGUGGCUUCGGGCACUUCUUCUGGACCAGAUACACUGACUUGGAUUCCAGUACAGAAGAAUCCUCCCCAGCUCCAGUAAAAAGUAAAUAUGAGACCAUGGAUUUCGACAGCCUGCUACAGGAGGCCCAGGAAAGCCUGCAUCGGUAA
Messenger RNA from Gekko japonicus, 3000 nucleotides. RefSeq names its product peroxisome proliferator-activated receptor gamma, coactivator 1 beta (gene PPARGC1B). NCBI's taxonomy places the organism in Eukaryota, Metazoa, Chordata, Lepidosauria, Squamata, Gekkonidae. The transcript is spliced from 11 exons. Gene Ontology annotation, cellular component: nucleus. Bases 1 to 3000 code for a protein of 999 amino acids. Gene Ontology annotation, biological process: positive regulation of transcription by RNA polymerase II. The record is from RefSeq and is a predicted model, not a curated record. Gene Ontology annotation, molecular function: RNA binding; transcription factor binding.